GCGGGGCGGCCAGGCGAACCUUAGGAGCUGAGCGCGAACAGCGGCAGUGGCGGCGGCGCGUCAGCCCCGCAGCAGCCGCUCCCCGCACCCAGCGCCGGCUCAGCGCGGUCUCCUCGCCCUGGUGCACACAGGUGCCUCCUCCUGGACGGCGGCCGCGGCGGCGCGAGGAGCGAGCGGGCAGCAGCGCCAUGGGACCCCUUCGAGAGACCAAGAAGGAGCAGAGAGUGCAGCAUCAUGAGAAGGAGCUUUCCCGAAGCCGAAUUCCCCGUUUGAUUCUUCGGCCCCACCUGCCCCAGCAGCAGCACAAAGUGUCCCCGGCCUCAGAGUCUCCCUUCUCAGAGGAAGAGAGCAGAGAGUUCAACCACAGCAGCUCCGGGCGCUCAGCGAGGACCAUUAGCAGCAACAGCUUCUGUUCAGAUGACACAGGCUGUCCUAGCAGCCAGUCGGUGUCUCCUGUGAAGACGCCCUCGGACACUGGGAACAGUCCUGUGGGCUUCCCCCCUGGAAGUGAUGAAGACUUUACCAGGAAGAAAUGCACAAUUAGAAUGGUUGGUGAGGGAGGCAUCCAGUCAGCGCGAUAUAAGAAGGAACCCAAGUCAGGCCUUGUAAAGCCAGGUAGCGAAGCCGAUUUCAGCUCCUCCAGCAGCACUGGCAGCAUUUCUGCUCCCGAGGUCCACAUGUCUGCUGCGGGAAGCAAGCGGUCCUCUUCCUCACGCAAUCGAGGUCCCCAUGGGCGGAGUAAUGGAACUUCAUCACACAAGUCCGGCAACAGCCCGCCGUCCCCGCGGGAAAAGGACCUGCUGUCCAUGCUGUGCAGGAGUCAGCUGAGCCCUGUGAACACCCACCCUAGCUACGCGCCUUCUUCCCCGAGCAGUAGCAACUCGGGCUCCUACAAAGGAAGUGACUGCAGCCCAGUCAUGAGGCGGUCCGGGAGGUAUAUGUCCUGUGGUGAAAACCAUGGUGUCAAGCCCCCGAAUCCUGAGCAGUAUUUGACUCCUCUGCAGCAGAAAGAGGUGACGGUGAGACACCUGAAGACCAGGCUGAAGGAAUCUGAGCGCCGGCUCCAUGAGAGGGAAACGGAAAUUGUGGAGCUGAAGUCCCAGCUGGCCCGGAUGAGGGAAGACUGGAUUGAAGAAGAGUGCCACCGGGUGGAGGCCCAGCUGGCCCUCAAGGAAGCCAGGAAAGAGAUCAAACAGCUCAAGCAGGUCAUCGAAACCAUGAGGAGCAACCUGGCGGAUAAAGAUAAAGGCAUUCAGAAAUACUUUGUGGACAUAAACAUUCAAAACAAGAAGCUGGAGUCCCUCCUUCAGAGCAUGGAGAUGGCACACAGCGGCUCCCUGCGGGAUGAGCUCUGUCUGGACCUCCCGUGUGAUUCCCCAGAGAAGAGCUUCCCCCGAAACACCACUUUUGACAAGAUGGCAGGGGGGCUGUCGCUGGAAGGGCAGGUCACAGAGGAAGGGGCUUACAGCGAGCUGCUGGUGGGUGAGAGCAUGGCUGAUGCCACAGAUUCGCUGGAGGAGCUGGUGACGGCCACGGCCACCGAGGCUGGCCACCUGGAGCUUCUCCAUUCCCCCGCGGGGCCGAAGGUCCUGGAGGGCCUCCCCCUGGUGGCGGGGCCGGAGGAGGGCAUCCUGGCGGUGGAGCGGGCGGUGCAGACCGACGUGGUUCCCUACAGCCCUGCAGUCUCGGAGCUCGUUCAGUAUGUGCUCCAGCUCCAGGACCCCUACCCCUCGAGCUCAGUGUCCCCCGACGAGUCCACUGCUGACUCCACAGGGAGCUUCCUGGAGUCCCUCUCUGCGUUAGUGGUUGAUUUAACCCCAAGGAAUCCAAACUCGGCCAUCCUUUUGUCUCCCGUGGAGACCCCAUACACCACGGUGGAUCCGCAAGCUCAUGCAAACCGCCUCAUGCGAGAGCUGGAUUUUGCAGGCACCGCAGAGGAAAGGUUGGACAGCAUCAUCCCGCUGGCCCGGGGGACCGUGGGGCGGCAAUACUGGAGCCACAGUUUCCUGGUGGAUCUCCUGGCUGUGGCUGCCCCUGUGGUCCCCACCGUGCUGUGGGCAUUCAGUACUCAGAGAGGGGGGACAGAUCCCGUUUAUAACAUCGGAGCCUUGCUCCGGGGCUGCUGCGUGGUGGCCCUGCACUCGCUGCGCCGCACCGCCUUUCAGAUCAAAACCUAGAUAGAAGUGGUUGUUCCCGUGUGCCAAUCUGUCCCGUGUGAUGUGGUGCCAGGUGGAGAAACAGCAGGUCGACCUAGGGCGGUCUCAGUUCUGUUGUGUUGCUCCUCGGUAUUUGAUUUGCACUAUAUUUAGUUGAAGCCUGUUCACUGUCGAGGACCCGAGGUAUCUUCAAAGGCAUGGAGACCUGAUUCAAGUAAAUGUCCCACCCGUGAGGUGUAGAAAGCAUGCUCGUGACCCUGCCGUGUCGUCCGAGGUACCCGUUCUUUCCCUAGUGGUUCAGGAAGAGAAAAUGCAAAGUUUGCACUUUCAAGACAGCUUCUGUAAGGCUGGCAUGUUAUCUCCUUGCUUUGCUUUGUGCCGUUUUCAAAUGUGUGAUAGUUCCAGCAUUCCAAUGGUCUUGUGCACAGCAGGGGACUGUAACCAAAAAUAAACACGUAUUUGUGUCAUUGGGUUGAAGAAGUCUUAACUAGUCCUUUAGUGUCUUACUUGGGGUUGAGCAGAUUUGAGUGUUUGCAGUUUUCUACUAAAUGUAGCUCCAAAGUCUUAAAAUGGCUUGUUUGUUCUUAAACCUGUUAAUUGAUGAAACUGUAUGUAAGUUUACAAUGUAUUAACUUAUUUUUUGCUUAUUAUAUAUAGUGUUUUCUUGGGAACUGUUUGUAACCACACACUUCAGCAUGAUGAAAAUAAAGAUUAGUGUUUCCAGUUAAA
Molecule: messenger RNA, 2885 nt
Organism: Phyllostomus hastatus (greater spear-nosed bat)
Lineage: Eukaryota; Metazoa; Chordata; Mammalia; Chiroptera; Phyllostomidae
Gene: SYBU
Product: syntabulin
Exons: 7
Coding region: 189-2177 (662 amino acids)
Biological process (GO): synapse maturation; axonal transport of mitochondrion
Cellular component (GO): vesicle; cytoplasmic microtubule
Source: RefSeq, a predicted model, not a curated record